This is a messenger RNA of Morus notabilis, 819 nucleotides long. Its product is annotated as dirigent protein 19. The record is from RefSeq and is a predicted model, not a curated record. NCBI's taxonomy places the organism in Eukaryota, Viridiplantae, Streptophyta, Magnoliopsida, Rosales, Moraceae. The transcript has a single exon. The coding region runs from base 58 to 642 and encodes 194 amino acids.
UUGCCUAAGCAAAAGACAUGUAUACUUGAUCUUCACUAUAACACUCCAAAGACUACAAUGGCUUCUUCUUUGCAUACCUUUGUUCUUGUUGUUGUCCUGUUUGCCCUCUUCUCAAUUCAAACCGCCACGUCUACUUCUCACCACCAUCACCACCACCACCACCACCAAUACGAAAUCAAGUCCAUCCACUUCGCGCUCUUUCAACAAGAAACCAUAAACAAAACCGGGUAUUUCAUAGUAAAAGGUGUGGCCGGGGCUAACCUUUCUCUAACAACAGCUCCUUUCGGAACCUUGUUCGCCUUUCAGGACCCCAUGACCAUCAAAGCGAACAGGUCUUCAAAAGUGGCGGGUACUGCAGAAGGAACUCUCAUCACUUCUAGCUUAGAUGGCCUCCGCAGCCUUUCUAUAAUCUCUAUCACUCUCCGCCUGAAGCACCACAGUGGCUCAAUAUCCAUAGUCGGAGGCACGCACAACACCAAGCCCUCGGAUCAUCCGGUGGUGGGAGGCACCGGUGACUUCACUUUUGUGCAAGGCUACGUUACCUCCUCCCCCGUCAUUCUCAAGGGCAUCACAGUCACCUACAAGAUUGAAUUUCACCUCUACUGGCCUCCCUACGCGACUCAGCUUCAAGCCUCCUCCUAGACUCUUGCUCUGUUUCUGCUAGUCUCAUUUCACCUUUUCAAUGUCCAAUUCAUCCAGAUUUAUGCUUUGUUACCCAUCUUUAUCUUUCCUCUAAAUUUUAAUGUCAUACGAUAGUUUAGAUUGUCUAGACAUUAAACAUGAAAUAAAAAGCACGAUUGUUUUUUAAGGGAUCGGAUU